Monoraphidium neglectum is the source of this 408-nucleotide messenger RNA. RefSeq lists its product as hypothetical. The coding region runs from base 1 to 408 and encodes 135 amino acids. Gene Ontology annotation, molecular function: 2',3'-cyclic-nucleotide 3'-phosphodiesterase activity. The record is from RefSeq and is a predicted model, not a curated record. Gene Ontology annotation, biological process: cyclic nucleotide metabolic process. NCBI's taxonomy places the organism in Eukaryota, Viridiplantae, Chlorophyta, Chlorophyceae, Sphaeropleales, Selenastraceae. The transcript is spliced from 2 exons.
AUGUACCGCAACCACCUUGCCUUUCGUCGCGCCGCGCAGCCGUUCCGCAUAAAUUUUGACGACGUGGCCUGCGGCGCGUCUUUCCAUCAGUGCACCUACAUCCUGUGUGCCAAGGAGCCCGCCCUGCUGGCCGCCAAUGCGGCUGCGCGCGAGGCGUUUGGCAAGGCGGAGCCGGGCAGCCCCUACAUGCCGCACCUAUCCCUGCUGUACUCAGAUGUGGACGACGAGGGCCGGCAGCAGUCAGCGGCCGCGGCGGUGGCGCGGCUGUGGGGCGAGGGCUCCGGCUACGACACGCUGCUGCCGGACGGCGGCUUCCCAGCGGGCAGCUUCUCGGUGUGGCUCACGCCCGUGGAGGACCGGAGCCUGCAGAGCUGGCAGCGGGUGGCAGAGUUCCAGCUCGCAGGGUAA